Molecule: messenger RNA, 1735 nt
Organism: Betta splendens (Siamese fighting fish)
Lineage: Eukaryota; Metazoa; Chordata; Actinopteri; Anabantiformes; Osphronemidae
Product: organic solute transporter subunit alpha
Exons: 6
Coding region: 132-1298 (388 amino acids)
Biological process (GO): transport
Molecular function (GO): transporter activity
Source: RefSeq, a predicted model, not a curated record
CUUCACAAAUCUUCAGCGGUAAGAAAAGUACAGCAUGUACGAUCAUCAAGUCAGUAAAGAAACAACCAGUGCAUAUCAAAGUCUGUUAAAAAUGUUGGUGCUUAUUAAAACUACAUGGCUGAGGUAUAUUAAUGAAAGCAACCACUGACCCUGGGUCUGCGCUACGCUGUCCAUCCAGCCUCAGUUGUGUUUUGUGUCUGUCAGCAAUUAAAGAUGAGCUGUGGCUCUUCCUCAUCCCCGCUGGCCUGGCCGUCAUUUUACUGGGGGUGUUUCUGGAGGAGGUGGGCUUUUUCCUGCGUCACAUCCCCUCGUCCAGACGACAACGCCUCUAUCUGUGGAUCCUCGGAAUGUACCCGGUUUUCGCCUUGACCUCCCUCAUAGCUCUGUACGUGCCACGUUCCUCAGCACUGUGUAAUUUCAUCGCUUCCCUGUACCACUCCAUCACCCUGCUGAAGUUUAUGGGUCUCAUCACAGACUUCUUUGGAGGAAAAGCUCGGAUGCUGGCUGCUUUGUCUGGACAGCAGGUUUCUCCAGAUCCUUUCCCCUGUUGUUGCUGCUGUUGUCUCCCGCUAGUUGCCAUCAACAGCAGCAGCCGUGGAUGGAUGAUGGCUGCUGUGCUGCAGCUCUCUGUUGUCCGCAGCAUCCUGUUCUUCGUCACGCUGGUGCUGUGGACGGAUGAACAGUAUGACUAUGGUGAUGUGGACUCGGUCAACCCAAACGUCUAUGUGAAUGGUAUCAUAGGUGUGUCGACGUUUGUGUCCUUUUACGGCCACCUCCUCUUCUACAAAGCCACUAACGGCGUGUUACAAGGCUACGGCCUGAGGGCCAAGUUCAUCUGCAUCAUUGUGGGGCUGGUGCUGUGUGGACUGCAGAGUGGCAUCCUAGAGACCAUGGGAGCUCUGGAGGUCAUUCCCUGCACGCCACCCUUUUCAGUCCUGGCAAGGUCUCAGUUAAUCUACCACUACUGUGUGAUAGUGGAAAUGUUCUGCAUCGGUCUAUAUGCCCGUCACACUUUCCGCAAAGUGGAGCCAAGUGUGACGGCGGAUGUAAGUGUGGGCGUCGAUCAGCUGGAGAAGGCCAUUCAAACAGAACCUGAGGCUCACUCCAGCCACUGCCUCGUCAGCGCCUUCAAUCCCACAUACAACAGUGACAGCGAGGACAGUCUGUGUAGGAUAGAACAUGCACCUCUGGAUGGAUUCCCUUUCCCUGAGGCCAGAGGUCGGCAGCUGUGCAGACCAGGGGCGAUGGACCCUAGUGGAGACCAGACUGUGGACUGUACGGAUGUCACUGUGGUUUGAGCAACUGCAGAAAACCCAACAUUACAUCUUUACAUUGUGUGGCUAUACUAGAUGCUAUACUUGAUGUAGUUUUCUCAAUGACCUACGGAUAUUAUCAUCAGACUACACCUUAACCACUGGCAGAUUACUGCUUUUCCUGUAUAUCUACAAGACUGACCUAAAUUUAUUUAAAAUUAUCAUAGUGUUUACCAACCUUUACUACUUCUACUACCACAUUACAUUAUCCCGACUUCUUUACAGAGUACUUCGAAUUGCAUGUCAGCGGAUGAGAGUUAUACGCUUUUUAUAAUUUAUUUUCCUAACUAUAAUAACGGAGUCGUGUUUUGGUUCAUUUUGACUAAAUUAAAUGAAUAGAAAAAUUUUUCUAUUCUUGUUUAUUUUGUUGCGGGUUGAAAACGAUGCCACACAACAAACCAAAUUGUUUUCCACAUUUAUAU